GCUCCGCCGAGCCCUCUUGCGCGACUGGGCAUCCCGGCACAGCGCGGCCCAAGAGGGGGCAGCCUCGUCUCAGCCUCGUCUCGGCGGCACAGCGGCCUCGCUCGCCGCGCUGCGGGCCGGCCUCCGAUGUCGCUGCCGAGCGUCGGCAGGACCCCGCCGCUGCUGGUGCGGCCGCCACGGGGCCCCGAUGGCCAUGCUGGCAGGGGGCCCGCCGGCGCGAGGUGGGCCGAGGCGGUGGCCCUCUUCGAGAGGUCCCUCGACGCCGGCUCGCCGGGCGGCUACUCCGCGGCGGCGGUGGCGCUCGGGCGCGCGGGACGCUGGCGGGAUGCGCUGCAGCUGCUCGGCAGCCUUCGGGGGCGAGCGCUCGCGCCGGGGCUGGCGGCGCUGACCUCCGCCGCGGCCGCCUGCGAGCGGGCGGCCGCCUGGUCCGGCGCCCUGGCGCUGCUGGCCGCCGCGGCAGCGGCGCGGCUGCGGCCGGACGUGAUGCUCUUCAGCGUGGCGCUCAGCGCGAUGGAGAAGGCGGCGCGCUGGCCGCUGGCGCUGGCGCUUCUCGGGUCCAUGGCCAGCGGCCGCACGGCGCCGAACGUUGUCAGCUUCACGGCCGCCAUCGGCGCCUGCGGCCGAAGUGGCGAGUGGCCUCGGACGCUGGUGCUGCUGGCGCAGAUGCUCAGCAGCGGCCUGCGCCCGGACGCGGUCUGCUGCGCCGCGGCCGCGGCGGCGUGCGAGCGAGGCGCGCAGUGGAGCAGGGCACUUGACCUGGUGCUUGAGAUGCAGGCGGCGUGCCUGUGCCCUGGCGUGGUGGGCUUCAGCGUGGCCAUCUCCGCGUGCGAGAAGGGCGGUCUCUGGCGCGGCGCCGUCGCGCUCCUGGCGCAGAUGCGCCGCCGCCGGCUGGCGCCCAACGCGCUCAGCUGCAACGCGGCGCUGGCCGCCUGCGAGCGGGCCGCGCGCUGGGCGUCGGCCCUGCUUCGGUAG
Messenger RNA from Prorocentrum cordatum, 972 nucleotides. Lineage: Eukaryota; Dinophyceae; Prorocentrales; Prorocentraceae. The record is from the annotation of a GenBank genome assembly.